This is a messenger RNA of Cephus cinctus (wheat stem sawfly), 4496 nucleotides long. RefSeq names its product probable multidrug resistance-associated protein lethal(2)03659. Gene Ontology annotation, biological process: transmembrane transport. The transcript has 12 exons. Gene Ontology annotation, molecular function: ABC-type transporter activity; ATP binding; ATP hydrolysis activity. Gene Ontology annotation, cellular component: membrane. Bases 464 to 4348 code for a protein of 1294 amino acids. The record is from RefSeq and is a predicted model, not a curated record. NCBI's taxonomy places the organism in Eukaryota, Metazoa, Arthropoda, Insecta, Hymenoptera, Cephidae.
AUAAACUGUUACAUUACUCGGUGCAAGUAGAUUUGAGUUCCACUCUUCCAUCAGUCAAUUAAAGCCAUAGUCCGAAGAACCAGUCAUUGCCCGUUCGACUUGGUGGCGACUAACAAUUGGGACGUCGAAGUAGUGACUCGAUGAUCCUCGUUACAACGGAUUGUGCGAGACGUGAGAAAUAUUUAUAUACUGCCAAAGGAAUCCAGUGCCCUUUUUUUAUCGUUCUGUGCCAAGUAAUCGAUGCACGCAAGCACAUGGUCUUGUUAGUGAUUUUGUUUAUAAGACAAUGCGAUUGAAUGUCAAUUACUGGGAAUAAAAUGGCGAAAGAAUUAUUAAGUACUAGAAAGGACCAUGUAUAAGACAACUUAAGAAUAAUGCCAGUGAGUGAUGUGGAAGCGGAGAAGAUCGCUGAGCAUCUGUAUGUGAAUAAUAAGUGAAAAGAUACAAAAGGAGUACUGCCAUUAUGGAAAAAAAUCAAAAGAAAAAUACGCCCGAGAAUCCUCGGAAAAAUGCAAAUCCUAUUUCUGUUAUUACUUUCGCUUGGAUCCUGAAGACGUUCAUUUUGGGCUACCAGCGAGACUUGGAAAUGUCUGACUUGCAUACACCACUCGAUGAACAUUCCAGUAGCCAGUUGGGCGAGAGAAUUGUACAGAUUUGGGAGGAAGAGGAGAAACAAUGCGCGGCUAAGAAAAAUGGCUCUCAUCCGAGCUUAUUGCGUGUAUUGAUGAAACAAUUCGGUCCGAAAAUUAUGCUGUAUGGUGUAAUGGAGGCUGUGCUGGAACUUCUGAUUAAGAUUCCACAACCGUUGGCACUUGGGAGACUCUUACACUGCUUUACCCAAGACCGGAACACGAAUGGUGUUGAAAAUGAAGCGUACAUUUGGGCCGGAGUAAUGGCUACUUUUGGUUUGCUCAAUUGUUUCGUAUCGCAUUCAUCCCUACAAGGUAUAAUGCAUAUGGGAAUGAAGAUUAGGAUUGCCUGCAGUACGUUAGCAUACAGAAAAAUUUUGAGGCUGUCUAAAAUUUCACUUGUCGAGACUACGGUUGGGCAGGUGGUCAAUCUUCUCAGUAAUGAUGUCAAUAGGCUCGACUAUGCCGUAUAUUUUUUCCAUUACAUUUGGUUAGGUCCACUUCAAAGCUUAGUGAUAACAUAUUUCAUAUAUCAAGAAGUUGGAUGGUCUGCGGUAGCUGGCAUGUGUACUUUGUUAAUUUUUGUACCUCUACAAGGAUACCUAGGGAAAAAAACAUCAGAAUUAACACUGAUGUGUGCCUUACGCACGGACGAGAGACUGAGAUUGAUGAAUGAAAUUAUUAAUGGGGUGCAGGUCAUCAAGAUGUAUACAUGGGAAAAGCCAUUUUCGUAUCUGGUUGCAAAGGCACGAAGAAAAGAAGUGAACGCUAUACAAAAAAAUGCUAUUGUACAGGGUACUACUUUGUCAUUUGACAUGUAUGUCCCACGUCUUGGACUUUUCGUAACCAUUUUGAUUUACAUACUUCAAGGCGAAAAUAUUACAGCUGAGAAAGUCUUUAUGAUAACUGCAUUUUAUGAUGUUCUUCGUAUGAGCAUGACUAUUGCAUUUCCACUAAGUAUUAAUCAAAUUGCUGAGUCACUAAUAUCAAUACGACGUCUAGAAAAAUUCUUGCUUCACAAAGAGGUGGAGAAACAUGUUGUGACUGAUUACGAAUAUAAACCUAAGCAAUUUCUGGCGUCACCAGUUGCCAUAUCUCUUACAAACGCUACAGCCAAGUGGAUUACUGAUAUUAAGGAUGAUACACUGACUAAUAUUAAUCUAACUGCAAAACCUGGUCAAUUAAUAGCUAUAAUAGGCCAAGUAGGAGCGGGCAAGAGUAGCCUUCUUCAAGUUCUACUUCGCGAGCUACCCCUUCAAAGUGGAACUAUAGAAACUUAUGGAAAAAUCGCAUACUCUAGCCAGGAGCCAUGGCUAUUUGCCUCCUCAGUUCGACAGAACAUUUUGUUCGAUCGUCCAAUGGAUAAAGUGCGUUAUGAUAAUGUAAUAGAUGUUUGCCAACUAAAAAGAGACCUAACUUUGUUUCCUUAUGGUGAUAAAACAAUUGUGAGUGAACGCGGUAUCAGUUUGAGUGGUGGCCAACGUGCUAGAAUCAAUUUAGCUCGAGCUGUGUAUGCUGAGGCUGAUAUAUAUCUGCUGGAUGAUCCACUUUCUGCGGUCGAUGCUCAUGUGGGAAAACACAUCUUUGAACAGUGCAUAGAUGGAUACUUGAAAGGAAAAACUAGAAUUCUGGUGACGCAUCAAUUUCAAUAUCUGAAGAACGUCGAGCGUAUCAUAAUUAUGAACAAUGGUGCUAUACAGGCUGAUGGUAGCUUUGACGAAUUACAAGCAUCUGGAUUGGAUUUGACUAAAUAUCUGGAAUGUGUCGAAGAAGUUCAGGAUGAAGUUGAAAAUACGCGAAGGAACAGUAAACAAUCCUUGUCUUUGAGUAUCAGAUCAGAAGAGGCUCUACAGGAUGAUCCUGUUGAGGUUGCAGAGUCUAGAACUAUUGGACGCAUUACUGGAACAGUUUAUGUAUCCUACUUCAGAGCAGCUGGAAACACGUGCCUUGUAUUGUCUAUGUUUGUUAUUUGUAUACUUAAUCAAACUAUUGCUAGCGGCGGAGAUUACUUCAUCGCGUAUUGGGUUAACGUUGAGGAAGCAUUCGUGAAUCAUACGAAUGGGACUACGAAAACAGAAUGGCAAUCGUUUCUUUCCCGAGACUGGUGCAUUUACUUAUACAGUGGUUUUACUGUAGCUACUAUAAUAUUGACAUUUUUAAGAACUUUCGCCUUUUUUGGAGUUUGUAUGAGAUCUUCAAGAAAAUUACAUGCUGAUAUGUUCUAUAGUAUCAUCCGUGCUACUAUGCGAUUUUUCAAUUCCAAUACAUCAGGAAGGAUUUUAAAUAGAUUCUCCAAAGACAUGGAAGCUGUGGACGUAAGAUUGCCUAUGGGUAUGAUCGACGUUAUACAAGUUAGUCUACUGGUAAUUGCUGUGAUCAUUAUAGUUGCCUCUGUAAAUCCAUGGUUGAUGAUUCCCACAGCCUGUGCAGGAUUAAUAUAUUAUCUAUUAGCAAUAUUUUACAUUAGUACCAGUCGUAGCGUGAAACGUUUAGAGGGCAUAACUAGAUCUCCAGUGUUUGGUCACAUCAGUGCAACUCUUCAAGGUUUAGCAACUAUCAGAUCAUUCGAUGCUGAAAACACAUUAAUAUCUGAAUUCGAUAGCCAUCAAGAUCUUCACUCUUCUUCCUGGUUCAUCUCUAUAUCUGGUUCAAGAGCCUUUGCGUUUUAUCUUGAUAUAGCUUGUCUAUUUUAUACUACCACAAUCACCUUCAGUUUAGUACUGCUUAGUAGUUCCAUAUAUGUGGGUAACCUGGGUUUGGUAAUCAGCCAGUGUAUCGGACUCACAGGAAUAUUACAAUGGGGCAUACGUCAAGUAGCUGUAGUGGAGAACCAAAUGACGUCCACUGAAAGGAUCCUGGAAUAUUGUAAAUUAGAGCAAGAACCACCAUUAGAGAGUACACCUGAUAAUAAGCCAAAUGAGAAUUGGCCAACGGAAGGACGUGUGCAAUUUAAAAACUUGUACCUCACAUAUAUUCCUGAAGAUCCUCCAGUGCUGAGAAAUUUAAAUUUUAUAAUAAUGCCACGUGAGAAGAUAGGAAUCGUUGGUAGAACUGGUGCUGGAAAAUCAUCUUUAAUUGCCGCUCUAUUUCGAUUAGCACCUAUCGAAGGAGACAUUUUGAUUGACAAUGUGUCAGCAAAAUCUUUGGGAUUGCACGAUCUUCGUUCAAAGAUUAGUAUUAUUCCACAAGAGCCUGUGCUUUUCUCAGGAACAGUACGAAGAAAUUUGGAUCCUUUCGAUGAGUAUUCGGAUGAUUUACUUUGGCAGGCUCUUGAAGAGGUUGAACUGAAGGAAAUUGUGAACGAAUUGGCAGCUGGUUUGAAUACAAAAUUACAAGAAGGUGGUUCGAAUUUCAGUGUGGGGCAGCGGCAGUUACUUUGUUUAGCUAGAGCCAUUGUUAGGAAUAAUAAAAUUUUGGUGCUUGAUGAAGCUACAGCUAACGUAGAUCCACGGACUGAUUUUCUUAUUCAAAAAACCAUUAGAAGAAAAUUUGAAAAUUGUACAGUACUUACGAUAGCACAUAGACUGAAUACGGUUAUGGAUAGCAGUAAGAUUCUGGUUAUGGAUGCAGGAACCAUGGUGGAAUUCGAUCAUCCAUUCACUUUGUUGCAAAAUAAACAUAGUUUGUUCUAUAAUAUGGUUCAACAAGUUGGACACGCAGUGGCUGAAACUCUCACAAAAAUAGCAGAAGAUAGUUAUCAUUUAAGGAAAUGUCAAUAAUAUUCGAAGAUGCGUAUGAAGUAUGAAUAAUUUUCAACAAAUGGAUUGUGAUGAGUUGAAAGAGCUUCCAGGAGCAGCGAACAUAAUGAUAGUCAUAUAUCUUAUAUGAUUUUACUAUUUUUUUCCAUGCUAGUGAAUUACUUAUACC